Acanthoscelides obtectus is the source of this 828-nucleotide messenger RNA. Lineage: Eukaryota; Metazoa; Arthropoda; Insecta; Coleoptera; Chrysomelidae. The record is from the annotation of a GenBank genome assembly.
AGGAAAAAAUGCUGUUUUUAUGAGUGCCCAUAAAUCACCCAAGAGCUUGUAUAAAUAUAUCGUUUAUCACAAAUGUUCGUACAAUGCAUCUUACUUGAAUUUCUAAUUUUCAUUCCAGACUACCUGCAAAUGAAAAGCAGAGAGAGAAAUGGAUGUUUUUCUUGGAACUUACCGAGCAAGAAUCUCAAUCCCACAAAGACGGUUAGAAUAUGCUCCAAGCAGUUUUUGCAACAAGAUUUCACUACUGAUGCUAGUGGAAGAACUUGGCUAAAACCUGGUGCUGUUUCAAAGUUCAUUUGGCCAGUUGUUUCCUUUCAAUGUACAUCAUCGUCAAGUAUUGAUAUUUCCCCAAAAGAAGUUUCUGUGAUGCGAAAAGGUAUUGCAAGCUCCCUAGAUGUGACCGGCAGCAUUUCAACACAAUUAAAACAGUCAGUUGUCUGAUUAUAAUUUUAAUGUGGAAGAUUGGCCAUCAAGUUCUUCUAAAACUUGGAGUGCCUCACCUGCAACUGUGACUGCCUCAGAAAAUGGUUAUGAAUCAGAUGUGUUUACUGAAUCUGUUCAAGCAAAGAAGAAAAGAAAGCGGAAGAGGUAUGUGGAACACUUAACCAGUGGCGACUUUUCUACACCUGAGAAGAGAAAAUGGAAUUUUCGUCUCAUGAAAGACACUAUUUUGAGACAGAGGAAGAUACUACAAAACAAACAACGUUUGAUCCGAUAUUGCAGAAAUAGAAUCCAAACACAGAAGGAAUUCCUUGAUAUGCUAAAUCAAAAGUUCAUUAUGAAUGCUUCACGUGAAAGUGAAAUCAAGAUGAAAUGUCUAUUCGACAA